Messenger RNA from Carassius carassius (crucian carp), 444 nucleotides. It is a transcript of the gene gng14, whose product is annotated as G protein subunit gamma 14. The transcript is spliced from 3 exons. Gene Ontology annotation, biological process: G protein-coupled receptor signaling pathway. Gene Ontology annotation, molecular function: G-protein beta-subunit binding. The coding region runs from base 160 to 372 and encodes 70 amino acids. Gene Ontology annotation, cellular component: heterotrimeric G-protein complex. The record is from RefSeq and is a predicted model, not a curated record. NCBI's taxonomy places the organism in Eukaryota, Metazoa, Chordata, Actinopteri, Cypriniformes, Cyprinidae.
GUGUGUGUGUGUGUGUAACAUCCCACUGAGACAUAAAAGCCUGCAAAAGCUGGACAACAACUCUUCUUCCCUGAAACUGCAUUUGAGCUCUACACAACAAACCAAGUGUACACUUGAGGUUCAUAUAAACACGUUUUUCAGAGUGUCAGUUUAUCGGUGAUGGACGCAUACUGCAGCAACAAUGUUCUUCAGGCCAGGAGAGCCGUGGAGCAGCUCAGACUAGAGACGGAACUACAGAGAGUCAAGAUUUCCGCAGCAGCAGCACAGCUGGUCCAGUACUGUCAGGAUCACCGGAGAGCAGAUCCACUGCUGACCGGCAUCGCCGCGUCCUCAAACCCGUUCAGAGACAAGAAGACGUGCGUGCUGCUGUGAACAGCCCUGCUUCUCUACAGCGCUCAGAACGACUGCUUCACAAACCCAACUCAAUUAUCAAAUUGAACAUUU